This is a messenger RNA of Exaiptasia diaphana, 1254 nucleotides long. RefSeq names its product adenosine receptor A3-like. The transcript has a single exon. Gene Ontology annotation, biological process: G protein-coupled receptor signaling pathway. The record is from RefSeq and is a predicted model, not a curated record. Gene Ontology annotation, cellular component: membrane. NCBI's taxonomy places the organism in Eukaryota, Metazoa, Cnidaria, Anthozoa, Actiniaria, Aiptasiidae. Gene Ontology annotation, molecular function: G protein-coupled receptor activity. Bases 236 to 1144 code for a protein of 302 amino acids.
GGUUACACUUUGUCUAAAACGGCGAAUUAUAAGAAUCUUGUUUCUUUUCUUUAUAUGCAAURCAAUACCAUUUUCAAUAACAACAUGGRAAUGGGGAGGGCUAGAGGAAAAACUUAGCARUUUAGCAGUAAAACGGGUUUCUUUAUAAACGUGGUAUCAUUUUAGUUAUAUAUAUCGCUUCUUUACACAGAAUGUUCUUCUGGGAACUACUUAACAUCUAACAUCUGUUCCUACAAUGGCUUGCAACGAUUCCUCUCCAGACACCAAUUACAAAGAAGACAUCUUUUACGCAAUGGCCUACGUCAUAUCGUCUUUACUCAUAUUCACGAGCAACCUGCUCACCGUUCUGACGUUUACGCUCAACAGAUCUCUACGUAAACGCGCGGUUUACUGCGUAAUUCAUCUAGCUGUAGUGGAUAUGUUGUCGGGUGUGGGGUUGGCUAUGUCCGCAUGCCUAGUUCUUGGUAUACAUGGGGUAAACGGUCUGGUGAAYAGGAGUAUCUUCACGUGUUUAAGUCCUCUGAUUAUAAUCCAAUCGAUAAUCCAUGUUAUUUUUAUCAAUAUGACGAUAUGUUCACUAGCUCUUGUGGCUGUAGAGCGAAUGGUUGCUAUUGUAUGGCCCGUGUAUCACAGAAGCUCAAGUUCGUACCUGAUCCCUUCAUUUGUUAUCAUAACGUGGAUUAUCAUCGCAACUAAUAGUAUUUUCUGUGCUCUAUGUUUCACGGUUAUUAACAAUGGCUUUGUCUUCUAUUCAUACUUCGCGACUAUAGCCAUUUGUGGAAUAUUGAUCAUAAUUGCGYUGUGCUACAUAUCUAUACUUGUCAAAGCCAAGACACAAACUGUAGCUACUGUCAAUAGAACAUCGCGAARAGACAACGGCCUGGCACUAACUCUGUUUAUAGUGACCGUGGCGUCACUAGCAGCCUGGUUACCACUAGGAUUGUUGUACGUUCUAAGGGUGUUUACCGAUGUGCAUGUGUCUCCUAUUGUCCAUCUCAAUUUAGUGGCUUUUGGCGAAUCUAAUUCUUUCAUUAACCCUAUAAUCUAUGUCUAUCGUAUGAGGGACUUUAGGAGGGCUCUUUACGUACUUCUCUGUAGAUGUUCCCUGUACAGACAAAGGGCAGUACWRCCAGUAGCCAAUUAAAAUCACAAUUGGGAGGGRCAGCAGGCGCGUAGCGUGGACGUUUUGCCUAGUACGCACAUAUCAGGGACCACAACACAUAUUUUGGAUCUGGRGGUCUAACGACAGCCAAA